Molecule: messenger RNA, 1554 nt
Organism: Vicia faba (fava bean)
Lineage: Eukaryota; Viridiplantae; Streptophyta; Magnoliopsida; Fabales; Fabaceae
Source: the annotation of a GenBank genome assembly
AUGAACAAGGACAAUGAAACAUAUCUCAAACUUUUUCAACGAGGUUCUUCUAAUAAUCAUCUCAAGAGUAGUUUGAUCUCCAAAAAAGCUAAAGUUACCACCACUGUAGUUGCUCUCUUUUGCUUAGUAGUAACUUUUUGUUACUAUUUUGCAGCCUCCAAUAAUAAGAUAAUUUCAGAUGAUUAUUUCGUUCGAAAUCAAAACCCUUCAUCAAUCCAAACAAACAAACACGAAAAACAAGAAUAUCCACUUACAUGCACCAAAGGAAACAAAACUGAGACACAAACAUGUCCAAGAGACCAGUUUCCUACAAAACACAACCCAACAAGUCUAUAUAGCCAUGUUUGUCCCUCAUACUUUAGAUGGAUCCAUGAAGAUCUAAAGCCAUGGAAAGAGAAAGGAAUCACAAAGGAAAUGGUGGAAGAAGCAAGAAGAACAGCACACUUUAAGAUUGUGAUUGCGGAUGGAAAGUUGUAUGUGGAGAAGUAUAGGAAGUCAAUUCAAACAAGAGAUGUGUUCAGUUUGUGGGGUAUUUUGCAACUAUUAAGAUUGUAUCCUGGGAAGUUGCCGGAUUUGGAACUCUUGUUUGAUUGUGAUGAUAGGCCUGUUGUUCCUUCGGAUAAGUUUCAUGGCGCAAAUGCUUCACCACCACCUUUGUUUAGAUAUUGUUCUAAUCAAUGGAGUUUGGAUAUUGUGUUCCCUGAUUGGUCCUUUUGGGGAUGGGCUGAGAUAAACAUAAAGCCAUGGAAAGAUACUUUGAAAGAUAUAAAAGAAGGGAACAAAAGGACUAAGUGGAAGGAUAGAGUACCUUAUGCUUAUUGGAAGGGGAACCCUUAUGUUGCUCAAACUAGGAAGAAUCUUUUGAAAUGCAAUGUUACAUCCCAAAAUGAUUGGAACACUCGUCUAUACAUACAAGACUGGGUAAAAGAAUCCAAUGAAGGUUACAAAAAAUCCGGCUUAGGGAACCAAUGCACCUAUAGGUACAAGAUAUACAUCCAAGGAUAUGCUUGGUCUGUUAGUGAGAAAUACAUUUUGGCAUGUAAUUCCAUGACAUUAUAUGUAAAAUCCGAGUACCAUGAUUUUUUCAUGAGAGGCAUGGUUCCAUUGCAACACUAUUGGCCCAUUAGAGACAAUUCAAAAUGCACCUCUCUUAAGUAUGCUGUAGAAUGGGGCAACAAUCAUACUGAUAAGGCACAAGCAAUAGGAGAGGCUGCUAGCAGAUUCAUACAAGAGGACUUAAACAUGAACAAUGUAUAUGAUUACAUCUUUAAUCUUCUCAAUGAAUAUGCAAAACUUUUAAGGUUCAAACCAAGUAUACCUCAAGGAGCUGUGGAAUUUUGUUCUGAAACAAUGGCAUGUGAUUUAAAUGGUAUAGAAAGGAAGUUCAUGGAGGAAUCAAUGGUUAUGUUUCCUAGUGAUUCAAAUCCAUGCACUAUUCCUCCACCAUAUGAUCCUUUAACUUUACAAGAAGUUUUAGAGAGAAAUGUUAAUUCAACAAGACAGGUGGAAAUUUGGGAAGAUGAAUAUUGGUUGAAUAAGAAUAAUGGACAAUAG